GUAAAAGUGUAAAACGAUCGAUGGGUUCAACAACAACAAAGGAUGGUGCUAGUUUAACAAACAUAUCUGUAGAGGAGCACUUUAGCAUCUCCCAAUCUACUUCUCGUGAACAGUACUAUGCAGGCCAAACAGAACAAAUAUCAACGGCGGCUGAAGCACUUGUAGGGAGGUCGACAACAUUAACAGAAGCUCUCAAAGCGGCGGCCAUGAAUGUAGGUCGCAAACCGGUAGAAACCACUGACGUGGCUGCCAUAAAAGAGGUGGAAGCUAGGGCUAUCGGUGGAGGGGAUUUGGAAAGCGAUGGUGGUGGUGUAACCGCUGUAGCAAGUAGAGCGGUAGCUCGUAACAAAAAACUAGUAAACGAAAAUGAGAAGACAAAUCUCCGCGACGUUAUGGCCGAGAUCGAUGUGAGGGUAACGAGAGAUAGAGAAGUGACGAGUGAAGAUGCGGAAGCUGUGGUUCAGGCUGAGCUCACUCAUUCUCCUUUCAAUAGUAUUAUUCCUGGUGGUGUUGCUGAAUCCGUCACUGCCGCUUAUAAACUCAAUUCCAGUCCAUGCAACACUUCUCUUUGAUAUUAAAUUGCAAUUUAUUUUAAAAUCUGUAAUAUAAAAAGCCGAAGUCCCUAGUAUCCAAUUUUACCAAGAUCAGCUUUUGAUCCAAUCCUAUGUAUAUAUACGCAUUAUAUAAGCAUUUGAAGCCUA
Messenger RNA from Camelina sativa (false flax), 701 nucleotides. Its product is annotated as late embryogenesis abundant protein 50-like. Lineage: Eukaryota; Viridiplantae; Streptophyta; Magnoliopsida; Brassicales; Brassicaceae. The record is from RefSeq and is a predicted model, not a curated record.